UCAAGAUUGAUAAACGCCAAGAAUAGUCCGUAUUAUAUAAAUAGAACAUAAUCCAGGCGUAUAAUCUUGCAUAUUUUAAUCAUGAAAAGGAGCAACGAGAACGCUUCUUCAUCUUCAUCAAAGCAACCGCAGACAAAUAGUCGAUCUCUUAUGAAUCAACUUUGUUCCAAUCUCACUUCCAUUAUUCCUCCUCCACAUUUUCCAAACUCCUCACUGGGAAUGUUAUCUCAAGCUGAUCAGAUAGAACAAGCAACAAAUUACAUAAUGGGAUUAAGGGAAAGAGUUGACAACUUAAACAAGACAAAAGAGCAACUUCAGAUGAUGGUUUUAAACCAAGAAGGUGCUUCAUCAUCUAGCAAUAAUGAUGCAACAAUGGCGGCGAAUUCCAGAUUAUUACCCAUCAUUGAAAUAAAAGAGCUGGGUUGUAAUCUAGAGGUGCAAUUAGUGAUGGAUUUUGAAAAUAAUAUUAUGUUACAUGAGGUUAUUAGGGUUCUUGAGGAAGAAGGAGCUGAAGUUGUAAAUGCUACUUCUUCCACUUCUGGGAAUAACAUUGUCCACACUCUCCAUGCCAAGGUACGUAAUUUUAUUUCAAUUUAUUUCUGGCCUUGUUGA
Molecule: messenger RNA, 612 nt
Organism: Spinacia oleracea (spinach)
Lineage: Eukaryota; Viridiplantae; Streptophyta; Magnoliopsida; Caryophyllales; Amaranthaceae
Product: transcription factor bHLH167
Exons: 2
Coding region: 82-612 (176 amino acids)
Biological process (GO): regulation of transcription by RNA polymerase II
Cellular component (GO): RNA polymerase II transcription regulator complex
Molecular function (GO): DNA-binding transcription factor activity, RNA polymerase II-specific; RNA polymerase II transcription regulatory region sequence-specific DNA binding; protein dimerization activity
Source: RefSeq, a predicted model, not a curated record